AUGUUGGCGACAACAUCUCAGCUUUUUGAAAAGGUGGAAGAAGCCUGGCGAUGCUGCGAUGCCGAACUCACGGACAUCGUUCGACGUUGGCUUGCUGUGCAUGGGUUUCCAGAGGGACACCGGAGCCUUAGAUUCCCCGAGGACUUCAGAAGGUUCGUACUCAAUAUCAAAGUAUAG
Molecule: messenger RNA, 177 nt
Organism: Dibothriocephalus latus
Lineage: Eukaryota; Metazoa; Platyhelminthes; Cestoda; Diphyllobothriidea; Diphyllobothriidae
Source: the annotation of a GenBank genome assembly